UUUUUUAUUUUUUUUUUUUUGCUUCAUCCAUUUUCUUUUCUUUCAUCUUCCCAAUUAAAAUUCCAAAAACACCAAAAAUUUAAAAUGACAGUAUUGUUACCAGGCUCUCCCUUGAGCUGCCAUUUCUCAAUUCUUCCUAGUGUUAAAAAAGGUUAUUCAUUUUCAUAUAAAACUUCAACUUCUUUCAGUUUUCCGCCAUUAAAGGGUAGCUUCAGAAUCCAUGGAAGCUUAGAUAAUCUCGACACACCCACAUCUGUUGAAGAACAACAACAAGAACAGAAUUUGCAAAUUAACAAUUUAGAGGAAAUAGAAAAUGAAAUCAGGGGUUCUUCUGCUUCCACUUCUACUUCUACUGCUGCUCCUGCAAUUGAGAAAGAUCUAAAAAAGGUAGUUAACAAGGCAGCUGCAACCUUUGCUCCUAGGGCUUCUACAGCUUCCAAAAAUCCUGCUGUGCCAGGAAGUACAUUAUACUCAGUUUUUGAGAUCCAGGGAUACGCAUCUAUGCUUCUGGGCGGAGUUCUCUCCUUCAAUCUUGUAUUCCCUUCAAAUGAGCCAGACAUAUGGCGAUUAAUGGGCAUGUGGUCCAUUUGGAUGUUCACAAUUCCUUCACUUCGUGCCCGAGAUUGUUCAAACAAAGAAAAAGAAGCACUCAACUAUCUUUUCCUCCUCAUUCCAUUGUUAAAUGUUAUAAUCCCAUUCUUUUGGAAGUCCUUUGCUGUUGUUUGGUCUGCAGAUACCGUCGCCUUCUUUUUGAUGUAUGCUUGGAAGUUGGGGUGGUUGCAGAAAAUAGAGUAAGGUUGCCAUCUUGUCUAUGCUGUACAAAAAUAUGUUCAAAACUUUCAAGGGAGCCGGAAAUUCUAGUGAAGGAAAGACUAAGAUGCUUAGAAGCCAGACAGAGUUGACACUAAAUUGAAGUUAUUCAGAUGAUGCAAUCAGUUACUCCCUUUCGUUACGUGUAUGAACAGUCUUGUCAUGUUGUACGCGGAUUUUUAAUAGCAAUUGUAUUGGUAUUUACUCUGCAAAAUUUUAUAAUUGUUACUGUAUUUUAUACCUGUUUAGUUAAGUAUAGGGACAUGGCUAAAUGGCUUAAAUGAUAGAUUUCCUAGUUCCAUCCUACAUUCAUAUUGUUAUUUUGUA
Molecule: messenger RNA, 1137 nt
Organism: Chenopodium quinoa (quinoa)
Lineage: Eukaryota; Viridiplantae; Streptophyta; Magnoliopsida; Caryophyllales; Amaranthaceae
Exons: 4
Coding region: 85-795 (236 amino acids)
Biological process (GO): defense response
Cellular component (GO): chloroplast
Source: RefSeq, a predicted model, not a curated record